Ustilaginoidea virens is the source of this 396-nucleotide messenger RNA. RefSeq lists its product as uncharacterized. Gene Ontology annotation, cellular component: cell cortex. The coding region runs from base 1 to 396 and encodes 131 amino acids. The record is from RefSeq and is a predicted model, not a curated record. The transcript has 5 exons. Gene Ontology annotation, molecular function: actin monomer binding. Lineage: Eukaryota; Fungi; Ascomycota; Sordariomycetes; Hypocreales; Clavicipitaceae.
AUGUCGUGGCAAGCAUACGUAGAUUCUAGCCUGGUGGCCACCGGCCAUGUUGACAAGGGCGCCAUUCUAAGCGCAGCCGGCGACAGCUCCUGGGCCGCCUCCCCCGACUUCAAGAUCCAGCCCGCGGAGAUGAAGGUUAUUUCUGCCAUUGUGUCCGGCGAAGACGCCGCCAAAGACAAGGCUUUCGCCGACGGUCUCUACAUUGCCGGCAACCGAUAUGUCAUGGCUCGGGCUGACGGCCGCAGCAUCUACGCUCGAUCAGGUCGAUUGGGAGUUGCUAUUGCCAAGACCAAACAGGCCAUUGUGGUUGGCCACCACGGCGAGAUUCAGGUUGCUGGCAAUACCAGCUCUACCGUGGAAGCUUUGGCGGACUACCUCAUUGCGCAGGGAUACUAG